UGAAUCCAGCUGUUGUGGAAGUGCUCGGAGGGGGCCCGUCAAUUUGCAUUGCUAAAUAAUAAUGUGUAGAGCCGGCGGAGCAGUCCAUUUUGAAAACGACCUGGUCCAUGCACCGAAGCUCCAGCUCGGAUCACACACUGCGCUUCAUGCGAACGAAUUGGUGUCCGCGUUUGCGUAAAGACGCAUAGUUUGGAGCGCAGAGAAAAUAUCCUUGCGGAUAGAAAAGGGACAGUUUACGGGCAUCUUUACAUCUUUGAAACGUGACACGAUGUUUUUUGUAAUACUCGGCUUCAGGUUAUGCUCUUCAGUAAGGAUGUUGGCGGCGCUGGUGUCUAUUCUGCUCUGUGUCCGACCUGGGCACGGACAGGGCUGCACAGAAGGUUUUGCAUAUGACCGCAGGGCAAGGCAGUGUAUAGAUGUGGACGAGUGCCGGACGCUGCCAGAUGCUUGCCGGGGAGACAUGCGCUGUGUGAACCAGAAUGGAGGCUACCUGUGCAUCCCGAGGACCUUGUACAACCAACCGUACAGACCAGAGACCCCGGUCCUGCCCGAGCCAGUUUACCCAGACACAUCGGUUGGAUUUCCAGACACUUUCCCUGCUGCUGCUCCCAGAUCUGUGGAGCCCAGCUACCCCAGGGUGAGGGGCACUGCGCAAUGCCUGCUGGGAUACACUGCUGCAGAGGAUGGCAGCUGUAAUGAUAUUGAUGAAUGUGAGACCAACUCUCAUCACUGUAACCCCACGCAGGUGUGCAUCAACACGUCAGGUGGUUACACCUGCUCCUGCACUGAGGGAUACUGGCUCAUUGGUGGACAGUGUCAGGAUAUUGAUGAAUGUCGCUAUGGUUACUGCCAACAGCUGUGUGCCAACGUCCCUGGCUCUUACUCCUGCUCCUGUAACCCCGGCUUUAUCCUCAAUCCGGACAGCAGGACCUGUCAUGAUGUGGACGAGUGUGAAGAAGAGCCUUGCAGUCACGGCUGCUUCAACACUUAUGGCUCCUUUAUGUGCAACUGUGACGAGGGGUUUGAGUUGGCGGCCGAUGGCACUACUUGCAUUGACUUGGAUGAGUGCAGCUUCUCUGAGUUUCUGUGUCAGCACCGCUGUGUGAACGUGCCCGGCUCCUUCUCCUGCAUCUGUCCGCCGGGAUAUUAUGUAUUCGAGGACGGCAGGAGCUGUGAAGAUAUCAAUGAAUGUGACACUGGUAACAACACCUGUACAACAGCACAAGUAUGUUUCAAUUUCCAGGGAGGCUACACAUGCCUGAAUUCUUUACAGUGUCCCUCACCUUACGUCGAAGUUAGUGACAAUCAGUGUAUGUGCUCAGCCGAGAACCCUGCCUGCAGGGACAAGCCCUUCACCAUCUUGUACCGACACAUGGACAUGUCGUCGGGACGCACUGUCCCUGCAGACAUCUUCCAGAUGCAGGCCACCACGCGCUACCCGGGCGCCUUCUACAUCUUCCAGAUAAAGUCGGGCAACGAUGGCCGAGAGUUUUACAUGAGGCAAACCAGUAACGUGAGCGCCACUCUGGUGUUGUCGCGGCCACUCAAGGGGCCGAGGGAGGUGGUGCUGGAUUUGGAGAUGGUCACCGUCAACCACGUCAUCAACUUCCGAGGCAGCUCCAUCAUUCGCCUGACGAUAUUUGUUUCGGAACACCCGUUCUAAGUUUCUCCUUCACGCCCACCCCCCACU
This is a messenger RNA of Solea senegalensis (Senegalese sole), 1690 nucleotides long. It is a transcript of the gene fbln5, whose product is annotated as fibulin 5. Lineage: Eukaryota; Metazoa; Chordata; Actinopteri; Pleuronectiformes; Soleidae. The transcript is spliced from 11 exons. Gene Ontology annotation, molecular function: calcium ion binding. Bases 269 to 1663 code for a protein of 464 amino acids. The record is from RefSeq and is a predicted model, not a curated record.